AUGCGUAUGUGGCAUACAUUCCAAACGAGUCCAGUACCAAUUAAAGAACCCAGGAGGGAUGGAAUGCUUGGUGGGCCUAUCGAUACCGACCAUAUUUGUCGUACUACUUUAGGAUUUCUUUUUUUCCAGAUCCAGCGAGUGACAUGUCGUGCUAACAGACCCGAUGCUGAUACAUACGUACAGCUACAGUUCAAUAACGGCGUCGGUGGCUUCGUGAAAGAAGGCGAUCAAGUAGUCGACAUUGAAUGUACCAAUAAAGGUCACUGGCACAAUUAUCACAGUAUCGUCACCGAGAGCCUCACGUGUUUAUCUACUUGA
Molecule: messenger RNA, 318 nt
Organism: Haemonchus placei
Lineage: Eukaryota; Metazoa; Nematoda; Chromadorea; Rhabditida; Trichostrongylidae
Source: the annotation of a GenBank genome assembly